Messenger RNA from Lucilia cuprina (Australian sheep blowfly), 660 nucleotides. RefSeq lists its product as uncharacterized. Bases 182 to 547 code for a protein of 121 amino acids. The record is from RefSeq and is a predicted model, not a curated record. Lineage: Eukaryota; Metazoa; Arthropoda; Insecta; Diptera; Calliphoridae. The transcript has 7 exons.
GAUGCAUUCAUUAUCAACAAACUAUAAAUUGUCAUUGUUUGCUUUGGUUCGCUUGCAUAAUUCUUUGAUUUGUCGCGUUGUGAGAAAGUUAAAAAAAAACGGAGAAAAUUUAUUGACAUACAAUUGAUAUUAGUGUCCUGUAGUAUUGAUAAACCUGAUUUUGUUUGACUGAAUCACUAAAAUGCAGCCGUUGCUAAAAUUGCAUAUUUAUUUGACAAUUAUUGUCAUUAUUGCUUUUAUUAAUAACGCAGACAUGACACAGACUAAAUCACAAAAUGGAAUGAGUGAUUUGCUGGGCAUGGAUGAACCUCCCGAAAAAGUUCCUGAGUUUGAAUCAUUUAUGACAAGGAAACGUCGUGAUGUUGAUGCUCUUGCUGCCGAUGACAUACCAAAGCAGGAAGAGCCUAAUGCCCGCUUUAGAGUUCGUCGCGAAGCUCCUCCUGGUGAAUCCGAUGUUCCAAAAGAAUUCCAAGAAAACGGUAAAAUAAAUCGGGCAAAACGUCAAAUGCCACCACCUCCCGGAGAGAUGCCGAUGCCACCAGUGUAAAGAAUUAAAGUAGAACAACAUUCUCAAACUUUUGAAAAUGUUACCUUUAUUUUUAAAUAUUUCACAAACCUAUUAGGGGACCGUAUGAAUAAAAAAGCAAAAAGAAAAACUUA